Molecule: messenger RNA, 2094 nt
Organism: Hemiscyllium ocellatum (epaulette shark)
Lineage: Eukaryota; Metazoa; Chordata; Chondrichthyes; Orectolobiformes; Hemiscylliidae
Gene: tmem161b
Product: transmembrane protein 161B
Exons: 12
Coding region: 81-1541 (486 amino acids)
Source: RefSeq, a predicted model, not a curated record
AGGGCCGUCUGGAGAGGAGUGGGAGGCACGCCCCGGCGGUCUGUUUCGUUGGCCCUCUUGGAGCCGGAUUGUCCGACAAUAUGGGUAUUAUAGGUGUGCAAUUAGUGGUUACUAUGGUAAUGGCCAGUAUCAUACAGAAGAUCACACCUCACUACUCACUUGCUCGCUGGUUGCUUUGUAAUGGAAGUUUGAAAUGGUAUCAGCAUCCUACAGAAGAACAACUUCAGGCCCUUGCUGGAAAACACCAAAAAGCAAAAUCCAGGAAAGACAGGAAGUACAAUGGGCACAUAGAAAGCAAGCCACUGACUGUUCCUAAGGAUAUUGAUCUGCAUUUGGAAGCAAAGACCAUUACAGAGGUGGAUACACGAGUUCUCCAUUAUUUCCCUGAGUACCAGUGGUUGGUGGAUUUUGCUGCUUCGGCCACAGUUGUUUAUAUUAUUACAGAAGUCUACUACAGCCUGACAAACCCUCACAAUGAGAUGAAUAUUAGCAUAGUUUGGUGCUUGCUUGUCCUUGCCUUUGUUUUUAAGGCACUGUUUUCUCUGACAACUCACUACUUUAAAGUGGAAGAAGGUGGAGAGAGAUCAGUCUGUAUCACAUUUGGAUUUUUCUUCUUUGUAAAAGCCAUGGCAAUCCUAAUUGUGACUGAGAACUAUCUGGAGUUCGGACUUGAGACAGGGUUUGCAAACUUUUCGGACAGCGCUUUGCAGUUUCUUGAGAAACAAGGCCUUGAAUCCCAGGGCCCUGUCUCGAAACUGACCUUUAAAAUGUUCCUGGCUAUUUUUUGCGCUUUCAUUGGUGCAUUUUUGACAUUUCCUGGCCUGCGGUUGGCUCAAAUGCAUCUGGAUGCCCUGAAUCUUACAAAUGAAAGGCUAACACAGACUUUGUUCCAUAUAAACUUCCUGUCGCCACUAAUUAUAGUACUCCUCUGGGUGAAGCCUAUUACAAAAGACUAUAUCAUGAAUCCACCGCUCGGUAAAGAAAGUAUUCCUUUAAUGUCAGAGACUGCAUAUGAUUCGUUAAGACUGUGGGUUAUUGUCCUACUUUGUGUUCUCCGACUGGCCUUAAUUCGGCAACAUUUACAAGCAUACCUCAACUUGGCGCAGAAGGGUGUAGAACAGAUGAAGAAGGAGGCAGGGCGAAUCAGCACAAAGGAUCUACAAAAAAUGGUUGCCCGAGUUUUCUACUAUCUUUGCGUGAUUGCACUUCAGUAUGUAGCACCUAUGAUUAUGCUUCUUCAUACAACACUGCUUUUAAAAACCCUGGGUAACCAUUCCUGGGGUGUUGUCUCAGAAACUUGCGUGUCUCCUACGGAGAUUGCUGAAGCAACCAGUGCUGACCAUUCAACUAUCAUUAACGCUCACGAAAAUAAGAAGCUAACAGUUACACAAAUAACGGUAGCUUUGGGUGGUCUGCAAAACGUUUUCACUCCAUUACUGUUCCGAGGUCUGCUUUCCUUUCUAACUUGGUGGAUUGCAGCUUGCCUGUUUUCCACAAGUCUUUUUGGUCUUUUCUAUCAUCAUUACCUAACAGUUGCAUAAAUGACGGGCAUAAUAAAGCUGGACUUCAACAUACUCUUCUAGAUUUGAACAUAAAGUCAAAGUCACUUCUUUGGGGUUAGAACAAAAGGAAAACUUCAAACCAUUUUGGAAACAACAGAUUGCUGAUGCACAGAGCACAGAUAGACCUGCUCACUUCAAAUGCUUCCUCUGGGUCUCAGGGUGAAUAAAUGUUUUAACAAUUUGAAAACUAAAAACAGAAGUGAUGUUGUGUUUCUAAUACCACAGAUAGGUCAUUUAUUACUUUGUUGGAACUUUGGGAUUACUGGAGGUUAUCAACAUAAAAUGACUUACCCUAUUUGGUUGGUAAACCUGUAGGACAGAAACAAUGGUAUAGCUAUGAAUAAGGUUAAACUUUGAUCUUAAAUUCCGAUCUUCACUAAUAUAUUUGAAUUUGCUGUGAAACUACAAAAUGAGUUUCUGAAUUUCAAGUACAGUCAAAAUUUAGCAAAGGAGUAGAAGAGCAACAUAAUGCAUCUAUUGCAAUUAACAUUACAAAACACCAGUCUGGCUAAUGUAAGGUUUAAUUUGCAUA